AAAGAACUUGCCUCAACUUGCCUUACAUCAGAUUUGACAGAGCAACUUUUUGACAUAAACCUAACUCCACAACUGUCAAAUUCUUAACAACUUAAGCCGGAGCCCGGAGACUAUAGUACCUCGGACUAUAAAUGUAAACGAGGCGUGGUUUAGCGAGCAAGGAGAGCUACAUGUGACUUAUUAUGCAUCAGUCGAUUGGUCAAUUGAUACUUGACUUUGACACCAUGCAUUGAUGUACAAUUGACGUGUAACAAUUAACAUAUUAACAACAAUCCAAACAUACACCUCAUAUCUUUAGAGGAUGCCACGUAAUUUAUAAGAUUAUUUAACAAAAAAUGGGAAAUUCUGAAAGCGUUGAGGUGCCCGGUGGAGGUACCGAUGGUUACCAUAUUCUUAGGGUUCAAGAAAAUUCACCAGGUAGCAAAGCUGGCCUACAGCCUUUCUUUGACUUUAUAAUAUCAAUAAAUGGUGUCAGGUUGGAUAGAGAUAACGACACUCUUAAACAGAUACUGAAGAAUGGAAUAGGAAAACAGCUACCAAUGACCAUUUAUAGCUGCAAAACACAAAGUGUGCGAAGUGUCACUGUAGAACCUAGCGAUACCUGGGGUGGACAAGGCUUAUUAGGAAUCAGUAUAAAGUUCUGCUCAUUUGAAAUCGCAAAAGAAAAUGUUUGGCAUGUGUUAGAGGUGCACUCAAAUUCUCCUGCUUCUUUAGCCGGACUUCGACCUUUUACUGACUAUAUCAUUGGAACAGACUCUAUUCUCCAUGAAAGUGAAGAUCUUUUUAAUUUAAUUGAGAAUCAUGAUGGUGUUAGUAUGAAAUUAUAUGUUUAUAAUUCCCAAGAUGACUCAUGUAGGGAGGUUACAAUUACUCCAAACUCUCAGUGGGGUGGAGUUGGUUUGUUAGGGUGUGGAAUAGGGUAUGGCUACUUGCAUAGAAUACCUGUUAGAGGAACUCCACCUCCCGUGACUACAAUCUAUAAAUCUGUUAAUACCGAAAUCAAUCCACCUUCUGAUGUAAAUAGUAUAACAACAAGUACUGCUAAUUUAAGUUUAAUAUCUAGUGAGGUUGCACCAUCUCCACCACCUAGUGAAUCCCAGAAUAUUUCGGGUACUAAUUCAAAUAUUGUUGAACCUCAAAUUAAUCCAAUACUUACUGGUUCAGAUGUGACAUCUCAGUACAAUCUUAUAUCUAACGAAAACACUAAUGUGCCAGUUUAUACUAGCAAUCUUCCUCCCCCAUCAUCUGUUCCUCAGUUUAGUAACAUGUAUUAUCCUCAACAGUCAUUAUCUAGUGCACCAGUUAGUAAUGUGUAUAGUCCACCAUCUAACACAACCCCAACAAGUGUGUCAGUGGAUCAGGUGCCAAUGUAUCAGGUUCCUGCUUCCUCUGAAUCAGCUAAUCCUUAUGCAACAGGAAAUAUUCCUUCAUUCAAUUACUUUUCGCAGCCUUUACCAAUGCAAGCACCUUCAAUGAAUUACACACAGUCACUGAGUAUGUCUCAAACAAAUACUGUAAAUACUGUUCCUCCCCAAACUGCUGCUGUUUCUGUCUUUCCUGAUUGUCAAAAUCCAAUAAUAUUUGAUCCAGCCAUUGCUGCCAGAUCAGCCCAACAAUUAUUGAGUGGUAAUCUACCGUCAUCAAGUUAAGAUAUCCAUGAAUACUGAACUAUUGUUAUUAUACUGUUAAUUUGUGAGAUUAAUUUAUAAAGAAUAUAAAAAUUAUUGUGUCGAAGGUUGAAAGCUUUUCGAUAUUUCUAUCUGUUCCUUAACCAUUUUUUUUACAAAGUGAUGCAAUGUUAAGUUACUUCUCAUGGUAGAGACUAUGCUUUAAUACAGUGUUUUAGAUUUUUUUUAAAAUGCAUUAUGUAACUACAUAUCCCAUGUUACAUCUUUUGCUUUGUACAAGGAAAACAUUCAAGAAUCUUUUACAUCAUCUUUCAAAAGACUUUAGAGAAUGCCAGCAUUUUGGGUAAAUGUGUAAAUGUAUAAACUGGUCAAUUUACAAUCUCCAUGACAUUGUGAAAUGUUAUUUUUAUCAGUUUUUGCAUCAAUUUUUCACCAUCUUGAUUUCACUUUACUAAGCUUUGCCUGCAAAAAUAGUUUGAUUCUACACCUCCAUUCAUUAGAUACGCUUUAAUUUUUUGUAUGCAUAUAAUAGGUAACAGAUAUUAAGUUGCAUUCCUUAAUGAUACAGUGGUGGAGUGGUUGUAUAACAUAUUAUCACUCAGCAUUACAGUUUUUUAACAUACCAUGCUAUAUCAGCACAUAUAAGGUGAUUCAAAAAACAGUUGUUCUAUUUUAAGCUACUUUCAAAAAGUAAUAUAAACAUUUUCUACAAAAAGAUUCAGUCUUGUCCAGAUGCGAUCAGUUUUAUUUAGGAAUUCAUGAAUAAAUUAUUGUGAUUUGCGAUCGAUCGUAUUUUUGAAUAAGUAGUUUGAUAUGAAUCGAAAUUAUGCAGAAAUUUCGUUUAGGAUGCCAGAGGUAAACUACUAUUUUUGUCUUAUACAUUUUUUUGUCCAUGCUGAAAAUACUCUGGAAAGUAGUAUCAGUAACAUGUUCCCCUUAACUUCUCAGAAUCCUGUGUAUUCGUAUAUAGGAGCAAUUAUAGUUAAAAUGUGGGGACUACAUUUAUAGGAAUUUUUCAUCCUCUAGAAAUAUACCCACAGUUUUUCAAAGGACCUAUCAGAGUAAAACAACAAUAGUAAGGCAAUUAUGUUAUCAAGAUAGAGAAUUUUGACUGUGAAAAGAUUUUAGUUCAUAUUUGCUGUUGUAUUGUUUAUCAAAUGCACAAGAAAGAUACUUUACAGCCUCUACUAUUAUACCAUUAAGCAUGAGACCCGUAGACUAUUGUCUAUUAUAUAAAUCAAUAAAUAUUAAUUAAUAAUAUAAAAAAAUAAUAAAGUGUUAUGCUAGAUA
This is a messenger RNA of Acanthoscelides obtectus, 2918 nucleotides long. The record is from the annotation of a GenBank genome assembly. NCBI's taxonomy places the organism in Eukaryota, Metazoa, Arthropoda, Insecta, Coleoptera, Chrysomelidae.